Penicillium verrucosum is the source of this 1545-nucleotide messenger RNA. RefSeq lists its product as uncharacterized. Bases 1 to 1545 code for a protein of 514 amino acids. NCBI's taxonomy places the organism in Eukaryota, Fungi, Ascomycota, Eurotiomycetes, Eurotiales, Aspergillaceae. The record is from RefSeq and is a predicted model, not a curated record. The transcript is spliced from 2 exons.
AUGAUUAUAAUGCCCCCAGGAUGCGAGAAGGUUAUCUCAAAAGCGCAGAUGAGAAAAGGCAAGGCUGAACAAGUCGAUGAAGCAUCUGCUCUUAUUGACGAAGAGGAGAAGGAAGAAGCUGCGUCAGGCUGUGCAAUUCCAUCCAGCACUCACUCCAGCACUCACUCCAACACUCACUCCAACACUCACUCUAGCACUCUCACCACUCUCUCCGGCACUCUCACCACUCUCUCCGGCACUCACUCCAACACUCAUUCCAGCACUCACUCCAGCACUCACUCCAGCACUCACUCCAGCACUCACUCUAGCACUCACUCUAGCACUCACUCUAGCACUCACUCUAGCACUCACUCCAACACUCACUCCAGCACUCACUCUAGCACUCUCACCACUCUCUCCGGCACUCACUCCAACACUCACCCCAACACUCACUCCAAUACUCACUCCAAUACUCACUCCAACACUCACUCCAACACUCACUCCAACACUCACUCCAACACUCACUCCAGCACUCACUCCAGCACUCACCCUAGCACUCUCACCACUCUCUCCGGCACUCACUCCAACACUCACCCCAACACUCACUCCAAUACUCACUCCAACACUCACUCUAGCACUCUCACCACUCUCUCCGGCACUCUCACCACUCUCUCCGGCACUCACUCCAACACUCAUUCCAGCACUCACUCCAGCACUCACUCUAGCACUCACUCUAGCACUCACUCCAGCACUCACUCUAGCACUCACUCUAGCACUCACUCUAGCACUCACUCCAGCACUCACUCUAGCACUCACUCUAGCACUCUCACCACUCUCUCCGGCACUCACUCCAACACUCACCCCAACACUCACUCCAAUACUCACCCCAACACUCACUCCAAUACUCACCCCAACACUCACUCCAAUACUCACUCCAACACUCACUCCAACACUCACUCCAACACUCACUCCAACACUCACUCCAACACUCACUCCAACACUCACUCUAGCACUCUCACCACUCUCUCCGGCACUCUCACCACUCUCUCCAGCACUCACUCCAACACUCAUUCCAGCACUCACUCCAGCACUCACUCCAGCACUCACUCCAGCACUCACUCUAGCACUCACUCUAGCACUCACUCCAGCACUCACUCCAGCACUCACUCCAGCACUCACUCCAGCACUCACUCCAGCACUCACUCCAGCACUCACUCCAGCACUCACCCCAACACUCACUCCAAUACUCACCCCAACACUCACCCCAAUACUCACCCCAACACUCACUCCAAUACUCACUCCAACACUCACUCCAACACUCACUCCAACACUCACUCCAACACUCACUCCAACACUCACUCUAGCACUCUCACCACUCUCUCCGGCACUCUCACCACUCUCUCCAGCACUCACUCCAACACUCAUUCCAGCACUCACUCCAGCACUCACUCCAGCACUCACUCCAGCACUCACUCUAGCACUCACUCUAGCACUCACUCCAGCACUCACUCCAGCACUCACUCCAGCACUCACUCCAGCACUCACUCCAGCACAAGAGUAUGGUAG